UUCAAUUGUACAGUAACUGACCUUGUCCUGCACUCCAUCUCCACUUCACUAUUCAUUUCCUACCUUUCUUCAUUUCUUAUCCCUUUCUCCAUAUCUAUCUUCUCUCUCUGCCUCUCUGUUUUUCCCUUGCAAUGGAGAUUCCAACCAAAACACCAACUUUUUCCCUUCAAAACUCGUUCCCCUGUCUCUUCUUCUUCUUCUUCUCCAGUCAAUACAUUGUGGUUCCUGUUACAGCAGAUUUCAAUGUUACCCCUUACCACCCCAUAGAAAACAUCGCAAUUGACUGCGGUUCUCCUUCCACCAAUGCCUCGUCUCUCGAUAGCCGUUCUUGGGUUGGAGAUGGCAAUGGAAAAUUCAGCCCCAUAGAGCCACAAAACAACAAGUACAAAUCCUCAGCGACUAAAGCUGUAUCUCCACCGCCCUCACCAGUUGAUAAUGUCCCCUACUCCACAGCUCGUCUUUCUUACUCACAGUUCACCUAUUCUAUUCCCCUCACUUCUGGCCCAAAGUUCAUCCGCUUGCACUUCUAUCCAACUUCAUAUCCAGACUUUGACGACCCUUCUAAGAAAGCUUUCUUCUCUGUUGAAGGUGGGGGUUUUACCCUUCUCAGGAAUUUCAGUGCUUCACUCCAUGUUGUACCCGAAGUUCCACUUAUCAUCAAAGAAUUUUGUAUAAAUGUAGAUGAAGGUCAAAGGUUAAACUUAACCUUCACUCCUAGUCUUGAUAUCACUGAUUCUUAUGCUUUCAUCAAUGCCAUCGAAGUUGUUUCUAUGCCGAUCAAUCUAUAUUAUACACCAAAGAUUGAUGAUCACGGCGUACCUUUUGUUGGCCAGGCCCCAGGAAGCUUGUACACCCUAAAAAACAACACUGCCCUUGAGAUGAUGUAUCGAAUCAACGUUGGUGGGAGGGAAAUCUCGCCAGAAGACGAAACUCAAAUGUUCCGGAGCUGGUUAAAAGAUGACGCCUAUUUGACAAUAGCCAAACCAAGCGCUAUUUCUGUUAAUACAACUAUUAAUCUCACCUUCAGCAGUGAUGCACCAUCGUACUCUGCUCCAAGGGAGGUUUAUGUGACUGCAAGGACCAUGGGGACGAACAAGACCCAGAAUGAGAACUACCAAUUGACAUGGGAGUUUCCUGUUGAUUCUGGGUUCAAUUACUUCGUAAGGUUACAUUUUUGUGAGUUCCAGAGAGAGAUAACCAAAGGAGGUGAUAGAGUGUUUGAGAUCUUAUUGGCUAAUUCAAUUGCAGAAACUGCAGCAGAUGUUAUAUCCUGGAGUAGAGGAUAUGGGAUUCCAGUAUAUUGGGAUUAUGUGGUGUCAAUAGGAAAGAAAGGAAAUCAAAAGCAGCGAAAUCUCACUAUUGCUUUGCAUCCUUCGCGAGCUCCGAGAACUCUUUAUUCUGAUGCCAUCUUGAAUGGGCUUGAAAUCUUCAAAUUGAACAACGGUUUUUCUCUCUCCGGACCUAGCUUUGAUCAUACAUCUGGACCUAACAUCCAUCCUAGGAAGUCGCCGGUUGUGCAAAUAACAAAGAAGAGAACAAUAAUUGUUGCUGUUGUUUCUCCUAUCUCAGGCUUUAUUACCGUCUCUCUUUUACUUUUUCUAAUUUGCCGGAUACAUUCCAAUAAAUUUGCCAACAGCAGAAGCCCUACUCCACCUUCAGAUAUUUGUCCCCGCUUCUCACUAAGGGAGAUCAAAACAGCUACCAACAACUUCGAUGAAAGUUUCAUCAUCGGAAGAGGAGGAUUUGGCAACGUUUACAAAGGAUUUAAUAAUGCCAGCUCCUCCCCAGUUGCGAUCAAACGUUUGAAUCCAAGCUCACAACAAGGGGUGCUUGAGUUUAGGACUGAAAUCGAGAUGCUUUCCAAACUUAGACACCAAAAUUUAGUUUCUCUGAUCGGAUAUUGUGAAGACAAGAUGGAAAUGAUCCUUGUGUAUGACUACAUGGUUCAUGGGACCUUGAGAGAUCACCUCUACAACACUAAUAACCCCCCUUUACAAUGGGAGCAAAGGCUCAAGAUGUGUAUUGGUGCUGCACAAGGGCUGCAUUAUCUCCACAGGGGUCCUAAUCACACCAUCAUUCACCGAGAUGUGAAGACCACAAAUAUUUUGAUAAAUGAGAAAUGGAUAGCCAAAAUAUCUGAUUUUGGAUUGUCUAAAAUGAAUGACUUAUCCAAUACUCAUAUUAGCACUGCCGUCAAGGGAAGCAUCGGGUACUUGGAUCCUGAAUACUACCGUCUUCAGAAAAUAACUGAGAAAUCCGACGUCUACUCUUUCGGUGUGGUGUUGUGUGAAGUACUAUGUGCAAGAGCGCCAAUAGAUCGAACUGCCGAGGAUCAUAUGCAAAUAAGUUUAGCGGAGUGGGUACAACAUUGCUACAUCAACGGAACUCUGGAUCAGGUAAUUGAUACUCAUCUACAGGGUAAGAUCAAGCUUGCAAGUCUGUUAAAAUUUGGUGAAGUGGCUAUAAGUUGUUUGGCUUCAGAAGGCAUUAAAAGGCCAACAAUGAGCGAAGUGGUGUAUGGACUUGAGCUUGCAUUGAAGCUGCAGGGAAGUGAAAUGAAUGGAAACGAUGAGAAUCAUGCAAAUGACUCAUCCACCAUUGAUUAUCAUGUGUUGUUUAGUAGCGGUGAAUCAAUGAAAGUUGGCCGCUAAAAUAGAUUUUCUUUUGGCCCAUUGUAAUCUUAAUUAUCACUUUAUAUAUUACCAAUUUAUGCAUCAAAAGAUAUUAACUUAAUUA
Messenger RNA from Gossypium raimondii (Peruvian cotton), 2736 nucleotides. RefSeq names its product receptor-like protein kinase FERONIA. NCBI's taxonomy places the organism in Eukaryota, Viridiplantae, Streptophyta, Magnoliopsida, Malvales, Malvaceae. Gene Ontology annotation, biological process: protein phosphorylation. The coding region runs from base 132 to 2651 and encodes 839 amino acids. The transcript has a single exon. The record is from RefSeq and is a predicted model, not a curated record. Gene Ontology annotation, molecular function: ATP binding; protein kinase activity.